AUGGGUAGUCGAGUGGGGGGGUUAUUUUUUAAAUAUACACGAUUGAAACUGGUAAUCAUAUAUGUAAUAAAUGAAUAAACAACAUUUUACAAAUAAUGAAUAAAUAAUAAACGUUUUCGGCGUAACAUAUAAUUUGUACAUAGUUUUAGAUAGAUUCUCUUUAUACUUCUUUUGUCCCGUGAACCUAUUGUGACGUCAUGACUAAGAAAAUGACAUCAUUGAAAUUCUGACAAAUUAACGCUGAAAUUAUGGAAGAUAGAAAAAAGAAACCGCGCUUUAGUGAAAAAGAACUUGAAAUAUUAGUUCAAGGAGUUAAAGAACGCUCAGAUGUUAUCAACUCAAAAUUCAGUGACAUGAUCAACAAUGCAAAGAAAAAGCAAGCGUGGGUGGAAAUUUUGGAAUCUGUAAAUGCUGUCUCAUUCUCAAAAAGAACUGUCGAAGAAAUUAAAAAGAAGUGGGAUGAUGUGAAGAGGGGCACAAAGAAGAGAGCUUCUGCUGUCCAGAAAGAACGGUGUAAGACGGGGAGUGGAAAAUUGGAGAUUAUACCAUUAAGCCCAAUGGAAGAAGAUAUUGUGUCUGUAAUGGGAGAGGAGAGAAUUUUUGGAUUCAGCUCGUAUGUAGACACCAUGAUUCCACCUGUAAGUGAGCCUAAUUUCAUCCGUCAUUUAUUUGCUUUAAUUUUCAACAAUAUGUUUCAAGACUUUCAACAAUUUUAUUAACAUGUAUAUAGCCUUAAAU
Saccostrea cuccullata (small rock oyster) is the source of this 738-nucleotide messenger RNA. Its product is annotated as myb-related transcription factor, partner of profilin-like. The coding region runs from base 249 to 719 and encodes 156 amino acids. The transcript has a single exon. Gene Ontology annotation, cellular component: nucleus. NCBI's taxonomy places the organism in Eukaryota, Metazoa, Mollusca, Bivalvia, Ostreida, Ostreidae. The record is from RefSeq and is a predicted model, not a curated record.